CUCUAAUGUUCUCUCAUUUGGUUGCGGUGCGCCCGUCAAAUAGUUUUGCAAGAGUUAAUCGCAACAGCAUAAAAGGAGUCUUCACUUCUUGCUUGAACAAAUAUCCAAGAAGAAUUUCAAUUAGAUUUGUUUUUUUUUUAAUUUUAAUUUAUUCACUUUUAUUCAUUUAAUUCGUAACUUAAUUAUACACCGAAAUGGCUAAAUCGAAUGCUGAAGAAGUUGAUAAAACUGAAAACAAUGAAGCGAUCGUAAAGAAGGCAGCUUCGGAGAAUGCAACAGAGGCCGGCAAAGAUGCACCGGUUGAAAGUUUGAUUAAGCAUCCGUUGCAAAAUUCCUGGACACUUUGGUACUAUGAUCACGAGAAGGGUAAAACAUGGGAGGCAUGCCAGCAUCAGAUCACCACAUUUGAUACGGUCGAAGAUUUUUGGAGCCUCUACAAUCACAUCAAACCACCGUCAGAGAUUAAGAAUGGCAACGAUUAUUCGCUGUUCAAGAACAACAUUCGUCCAAUGUGGGAAGAUGAACAGAACAAAAACGGUGGCCGAUGGAUCAUCAACUUGCAAAAGUUCUUCCGGCAUGUUGGUGAGCUGGACAAACUAUGGCUCGAGGUGAUUCUGUGUUUGAUUGGCGAAGCUUUCGAUUUUUCCGAAGACAUUUGCGGUGCUGUGGUCAAUGUUCGUCUGAAUCGCCACAAAAUCGCCAUUUGGACGUCAAACAACGACGAACAAAGAAUCCUCAGCAUCGGCCGAAAAUUGAAAGAAAGUCUCAAUUUACCACAGGAAUUGCAAAUUCAAUAUGAACUACACAAAGAAACGGCAUUCAAACACGGUGGCAAGGCCCCAGCAUACACGUUGUAGUUUUCUUAUUCACUUUCCUUCAAAGAUUUUUUUUUCUUUAACUCUUCUUUUUUUUAAAUUCUCUAUUCUAAUAAGCGAAAUCUUUCAUUUUCAAUCAUUUUUUUUUCUCCUAGAAAUAGAGGAUUUAUUUACUAUAUGCGAGAUAAAAAAAACAAUUCUAACAUAAAAAAAAACUAUUAUUAUUAUUAGGGAACUAAUCAUUUCUCGUUGAAUCAAUUGUAUAUUCAAAUUGAAUUGUUUAAGUUCGCUAUUAAUUGUAAGCUGAUAACUUAAGGAGGUUCGGAAUGUGCGAAAAACAAUUAAAAGGAAAAUUAAAUAGAACAUUUUCAAAGAAAUAAAAAACCAAACCGGCGAGCCGAUUUGCAUUUCAAUUUUUA
Messenger RNA from Sitodiplosis mosellana (orange wheat blossom midge), 1234 nucleotides. Its product is annotated as eukaryotic translation initiation factor 4E1-like. Lineage: Eukaryota; Metazoa; Arthropoda; Insecta; Diptera; Cecidomyiidae. Gene Ontology annotation, biological process: translational initiation. Gene Ontology annotation, molecular function: RNA 7-methylguanosine cap binding; translation initiation factor activity. The record is from RefSeq and is a predicted model, not a curated record. The coding region runs from base 195 to 857 and encodes 220 amino acids. The transcript is spliced from 3 exons. Gene Ontology annotation, cellular component: cytoplasm; eukaryotic translation initiation factor 4F complex.